GGCGCCGGCGGCGGCGGCGGCGGCGGCGCCGCCCGGGGCGGCGAGGCCGGGGCUUCGGGAGACAGGCCCGGGGGCGGUGGACGGCCGGGAACCAUGUUCGGCUCCAGCCGGGGCGGUGUGCGCGGCGGGCAGGACCAGUUCAGCUGGGAGGACGUGAAGACCGACAAGCAGAGAGAGAACUACCUGGGCAACUCGCUGAUGGCCCCUGUGGGCCGCUGGCAGAAGGGCCGCGACCUCACCUGGUACGCCAAGGGUCGGGCGGACGGCGCGGGACUGAGCCGGGAGGAGGAGCUGGCGGCCGUGAGGCAGGCAGAGCAGGAGGCGCUCAUGGCGGCGCUAGGUUACAAGAACGUGCGGAAGCAGCCCACUGGCCUGAGCAAGGAGGACUUUGUCGAGGUGUGUAAGCGGGAAGGAGGGGACCACGAGGAGAAGGGAGUGGACCGGCUGCUGGGCCUGGGGAGCUCCAGUGGCUCCGCAGGCCGAGUGGCGUUGUCCCGAGAAGACAAGGAGGCCGCCAAGCUGGGGCUCUCCGUGUUCACGCACCAUCGCGUGGACAGUGGCCGGCUGGCGUCUUCUCCGGCCUCCGCCAGGAAGAAGCCUAGGUCUGAGGACGAGAAGGCGGAGCCGGGCCCCGAGGGCCACAGGAAAAGCAGAAAAGAGAAAAAAAAGAAGAAAAAGAAGAAGCACAAGAAAGAGAAGAAGAAAGAGAAGGCACACAGGAGCAGGGGGACUUCCCCACUGCCCCCAGCUCCUGCUGGGCCCGGGCGUCGCAGGCACAACUCGGACUCCAGCUCCUCCUCACCCAGCUGUAAGAGGCGGCGGCGUGGCCACCACAGUGACUGAAGCCAGACCUGCUGACAGUUUCCAGCCUCCAGCAGACCCCCUCCCCGCCCCCCCUGCAGGGGCCCUGGCCCCAGAGACAGCCCCUGGCGGGAGGGCAGGGGGCAUAGCCUGGGGAGCCCCCGUGCGGCUUUGGGGUGGCCAAGUACAGCUACUUCUAUUUUUCUUUAAUUCACUCUUUGUACUUAAAUAAAGUUAUUUUAAGGGGAAAGUAUUUCACACUCAAGGGUAGGUUGUCACAUGUUCCAGUAGAAAGGGGCAGGGGAGAACAUGACGACGGUAUCAGGUUCCAGUAAGACCAGCCAGAGACCCUGGUGGGCCUGUCCCUGGGCAGUGAUGUCAGAUGUACCAGAUCAUCUGGGUCACAUCUCACCCUGGGUGAUAGGCUGGACAUGUAGAUCAUGAGGGUGAAGACUUGUACCUGGAGUCUCCUCCACCCCACUCCAGGUGCCAAGGAACCUGCCCCCUGGACUCCUUGGAGAGGGGGGCAAAGUGGGGCACUAGCUCCCUCCCCCAGGCCUCCCCUCCUCUGCAGGGAGGGGACCUCUUAAAACCCAGCAGAGUGAGCACAGGACCCAGGCUGGAUCCCUAAUAAGGAAAUAUGCAUCUUUUGCUUUGGAUUUGAAAAUUAAUCUAACUAAAGACAAUUAUGUCUGUCUAA
Molecule: messenger RNA, 1501 nt
Organism: Neofelis nebulosa (Clouded leopard)
Lineage: Eukaryota; Metazoa; Chordata; Mammalia; Carnivora; Felidae
Gene: C1H1orf35
Product: chromosome 1 C1orf35 homolog
Exons: 8
Coding region: 94-843 (249 amino acids)
Source: RefSeq, a predicted model, not a curated record